Messenger RNA from Heterocephalus glaber (naked mole-rat), 2046 nucleotides. It is a transcript of the gene C1ql4, whose product is annotated as complement C1q like 4. The record is from RefSeq and is a predicted model, not a curated record. NCBI's taxonomy places the organism in Eukaryota, Metazoa, Chordata, Mammalia, Rodentia, Bathyergidae. Gene Ontology annotation, molecular function: protein binding.
ACUCACACCACCCGCACUGCCGGCCCGGGAGGAAGGGGAGGAAGGGUAGGGACUCGGAGAAGGAAAGCGCUUUCAGGAGACAGACGCCGGGCCAAGGCUCCCGCAAGGGCUGUGGCCGCGGCUGAGGGAGGAAGGCGGGUCAGGGCUCCCCAAGAGCUAGAGCGCACCACCCCCAAGGAGGUCGCGUCUAGGGGGCACCACCCGCAGCUCAGAGCCUGGGACGUCCAGAGCGCGAGGAGUCCCCAUUCCUGCCGGGUCAGUGUGUGUAGCCUGGGACCUUGGCACCGCCAUCCGUGAGAAAGCAGAUGCUUGGAGAGCAGGUAUCCAAGACCUGUAAGAAACCAGCCGUCCAAGAAGCCGCGAUCCCAGGCGCCCAGGACCCUUAGGACUGCACGGAAGGGUAACAGGAUCAAGGGUUCUGAGCCGGCAGAAGGUGCCGCUGGCCCAGCCCGCGGGGGGACGGACCUCCCCCUAGACAGGCGGGUCGGGGAACGGCGCCGCUGCGGCGGGAGCCCCCAGGGGCAGGGGGCCAGGCGCCGCCGUCGGGGGGACCCAGACCCAGGCCGGAGCCCGGCCACUGCCUUCUGGGCCCGCGGAGAGCCCCAGGCCCCGCCGCCAUUGCGCCCAAAAGUGAAGAGGAUUUGCUGGCCCUGGCCGCGUCGCGGCUGAGCCGCCGCAAGCGGGUGGCAGGCGCGGCCGUCGGGGUGGCCAUGGUGCUACUGCUGCUGGUGGCCAUCCCACUGCUGGUGCACAGCUCGCGCGAGCCGGCGCACUAUGAGAUGCUGGGCCGCUGCCGCAUGGUGUGUGAUCCACACGGGGCCCGAGGUCCGGGCCCCGACGGCGCGCCCGCUUCCGUGCCCCCUUUCCCGCCAGGUGCCAAGGGAGAGGUGGGCCGGCGCGGAAAGGCAGGCCUGCGGGGACCUCCGGGACCCCCAGGUCCCAGAGGGCCCCCGGGAGAGCCAGGCCGGCCAGGUCCUCCUGGCCCGCCUGGCCCAGGCCCGGGAGGGGCAGCGCCCCCUGCCGGCUACAUGCCUCGAAUUGCCUUCUACGCGGGCCUGCGGCGGCCUCACGAGGGUUACGAGGUGCUUCGCUUCGACGACGUGGUGACCAACGUGGGCAAUGCUUACGAGGCGGCCAGUGGCAAGUUCACCUGCCCCAUGCCGGGCGUCUACUUCUUCGCUUACCAUGUGCUCAUGCGCGGCGGCGACGGUACCAGCAUGUGGGCAGAUUUGAUGAAGAAUGGACAGGUUCGGGCCAGCGCCAUUGCUCAGGAUGCGGACCAGAAUUACGACUACGCCAGCAACAGCGUCAUUCUACACCUUGAUGUGGGCGACGAGGUUUUCAUCAAGCUCGACGGCGGGAAGGUGCACGGCGGCAACACCAACAAGUACAGCACCUUCUCGGGCUUCAUCAUCUACCCGGACUGAGCUGGGCAUCAUCUCCGCACCUUCGCUCCCCUUUCGCUCCAGUCCUCACUCCUUUCCUGCGGGCCCCGCCCAAGGCGCCACCCCAUCCUUUAGUAACCUGGGGCGGACCCUCCCACUCUGAGGCAGCCAAAGGGCGGACUCUUGGGGCUCGAGGGGGCCGGCGGGAGGAGGAGCGGGGCGCUGAGGGAGGGACCGGCCGCAUCCACCAGCUGUGCGGGAAAGCUUGACCAGAAUGGGUCCAAGAUCGUGAUCCGCUCCUCUGCCUGGAGCUGGGGAGCAGCUUGACCAGCCAGGCCUCAGAGGCCCAGAAACCAGAAGGGAAGCCAUGGUGGCAUAGGAGGCAAAGAACAAAAACUAGGAGCCAGUGUGUAGGCGAGAAGAGACGCUAGGUUGGUAUAGGCACUGGUCCUCGCUUAUGACAAUUUUCUCUCGCCAUCCCUUCCUCCUUCAUCUCCAUUUUCAGGCUCUAGGCUCCAGCGUUGGCAGCCUUCCUGUGAACUGGAGGUACUGGUGAAUUCAUUCCUAGCAUUUAAAUUCAUUCUGUACAGUCGCCAUUCCACUCUCUCGGGCCUAGGCCUCAGGGCUAUAGCUGCUGUUGUCUCUUCCAAUAAAAUGAGGU